AUGGAGCAGGAUCAGGAAGAGCAGGAAGAGCAAGAGGCCGCUCCUGAAGAGGGCGACCAAGCAUCCGAAAACGAUGACGAAGAAGUCGAGUUGCGAAGUUUAGAUUUCGACCAGGAGCUUUCGUGGAGGCCAGCGAAACCAAUUCCAACGGCCACCUUGAUUAAGCGGCUUGAAGCCCUAUCGAAAGAACUGUCCGAGCUCGACCAAGGCGCCACCGACCUCGACUCUUUGAAGAAUGUCGCCAAGCACCUCGGCCAUCGAAACUUGAUUCAGCAUAAGGAUCAGGGAGUCAAGGCGUACACUGCCUGCUGUCUUGUCGACAUCCUACGACUAUACGUCCCUGACGCCCCUUACUCGGACGACCAGCUCCAGUCCAUGUUUUCUCUCUUCAUAAACGUCAUUCUGCCUGCCUUGCAUGACCCCACGAACCCCUACGACAGCCAGCACAAGUAUGUCCUGACGUCCCUGACUGAUGUCAAGAGUAUCCUGCUCGUUCAGGACAUCUCUGGCGGCGAUGGCCUCAUGAAACAACUCUUCAAGACCACAUUCGAUGGUAUAUCAAAAUCCGGAGUCAAACCCGCCACUGAAGAACAGGUUGCCAAGGAUGUCGAGAUUCAUCUGACAGAGAUGUUGAUGCAAUUGAUUGAUGAAUCAGCCAGCGUAUCAGCCGAUGUAGUCGACAUCAUCAUCAGCCAAUUCUUGAGAGCCGGCCCUCAAACCAAAGACAAGCGCGGUCGAGAGCAGAAUGGAAACCAAUCCACCCUUCUCGUCAAGACUGAGCCACCAGCCUAUGUUAUGGCCAAGAAUAUCUGCAAUGGAUGUUCUGACAAGAUGGCCCGUUAUGUUAGCCAAUAUUUCAGCGAUGUUAUUCUUAACGCCUCCAGCUUCGCCACCAAGGCGAACGGCCAUCGACAAGGGGAUGACGAUGAGGAGGACGCCGCUGAGGGCCCAUCGAGUUCCGAAUUGAAGAGCCUUGACCAGGCGCACAACUUGAUUCGCGAGCUCUGGCGAGCUGCUCCUGCAGUUCUUCUCAGCGUCGUGCCGCAGAUUGAGGCCGAGCUUUCUGCCGACAACGUAUACCUUCGCCAGAUUGCAACCGAGACCAUUGGUGAUAUGAUCUCAGGGAUCGGUGUGGCUGGGCCUCCUCCAGCUCCUGUGUUGGAGCCGGCAGCGUACCCUCCUCUGAAGCUGUUGGACGAAAGGCCAGCUGCAGCAGUCGAGAAUGUUUUGACAAAGCCUUACUCACCGCACUCCUUUGCCCAAACUCAUCACACCGCCUACCGCAACUUUGUGGGGAGAAGAAACGACAAGACUGGUACUAUCCGCGCAGCCUGGGUAACGGCCGCAGGUUACAUCCUAGCCACGUCUGCUGGAGGCAUUGGUCUGAGCAGGGAGGAUGAGCUUGAACUCGUCAAAGCCCUCAGCGACAAGCUCAAUGACAGCGAGGAAAAGGUUCGUCUGGCCGCCGUCAAGGCAAUCGAGCUAUUCGACUUCCGCGACAUCAUUCUGAAGCUGGGAGUGAUUGGCGGCGUGGAGAAGUCCGGCUCCAUCUUCGCCAGUCUUGCAGACCGCUGCCGUGAUCGAAGGCCCGCCGUGCGUGUGGAUGCCAUGGUCCUACUGGGAAAGCUUUGGGCAGUUGGCUCAGGCGAGAUCGCUGACGGUCAGGAGGCCGUCACGACUUGUCUGAGUGGCGUGCCCUCUCGCAUCAUUAACGCGUUUUAUGCCAACGAUCCGGAUCUGAACGUCCUGUUGGACCGUGUCAUGUUCGAAUGCCUGAUCCCUCUCAAGUAUCCCAUCAUUAAGGGUGGAAAGGCGGCAAAGGCUUCGUCUCAGUCGCAGUCGCAGACUGGUGGCAGCCAGGCAGAUCAAGACAAGAUUCGAGCUGAGAGGAUUCUCCUUAUGCUCAAGUUUCUCGAUGCUCCCGCCAAGAAGGCAUUCUUCGCCAUGCAGGCACGUCAACCACAAGUUGCCAAGGGAGUCGAAGUCUUCAUCCAGCAAUGCGAGGCACAUAACGGCGGUGUCGGCCACGCCAACGAGGAGAAGGUCCAGAAGGUCUUGGAAAAGACAUAUCAAUGGUUCGGUACCUUCCUCCCUGAUCCCCUCAAGGUUCGCAGCGAUCUCCAAAAGUUCGCCAAGUUCAACGACCGUCGUUGUUACCAGCUGGUUAAGUGGACCAUUAGCUCUGACAGCGACUUCUUGGCUGUGCGAAGGUCAAUGAAUGAGAUGUUUGGCAGGAUCCAAGCGAGCACAUCAGCAGCAGGCUGUCUAGACACGCUCAUUCCACUGCUGUACCGCUCUGGUUCACUGAUGUAUAACCGAAGUCAUCUGGCAACGAUUAUGGAUUACUCCAAGAACGACAAGGGCGGAUUCGCUGCUGUUGCUCACGAGGUUCUCAACGACAUUUCACAGAGGAACCCUGACCUUUUCAAGGCUCACUCGGAAACCCUGCGAAAGGAGAUCAUUGACCAAGUGCCAUCGGAAACCCGCUCUAACGACCCGGGUAUGGUGGACAUUCUCAAGGCGUAUUCGUCAUUCUCCAAAAGAUACCCCAAAGACAUUACCUAUGAUCGAAAGUUCAUCCAGGUGCUCAUGGAUUACGCUCUAUAUGGAACACCGGCCAGGACUGCCAAGUAUGCUGUCAAUAUUCUGCUUGCCAGGAAUGACGACAAGAGCAAGGUCACGGCCACCAAUCUCAUACAAAAGGUCAUGAAGGACCUCGACUAUGGCUCGCCGCACUUUCUCAAUAAGCUGACUGCAGUCAGCCAACUGGAGCGCCUGGCACCAACGGUCACAGUCGACUUUGACGAUGCCAUCAACGAAUUGACGAUUCAGAAGAUCCUGCGUCAGGUCCGCACAGAGGAUGAAACCCCCGAGGUUACCUGGGUUGAGGACGCCGACAUGAAUGAGGAGCUCCAAGCCAAGAUUCUGUCGUUGAGGACAUUGGUCAACCAGGCACUUGCAACUCAGGAAGAUCCCGAUACUGAACGAGUCAAGACCGUCUUCGAGCUUCUCAAGGACCUGUUGGUUCACGAGGGAGAGUUCUGCAAGGUCAAGGACACUCCGUUAGCUCACAAGAAGCGCCUCAGGCUCCUUGCGGGUCUACUUGUCCUCAAGAUGUGUACUGUCAAGCGUUACGACGAGCUGUUUGAUCAUGCCAGCUUCAACAAGCUUGCUGAACUCAUCCAAGACACUGAGCUACAAGUCCGCCGUUUCUUUAUGGAGAAGUUGCAAAACUAUCUCAGUCGAGGACGCCUGCCUGGGAGAUUCUACGCCAUCCUUUUCCUAGCCGCCUUUGAGCCGGCGGUUGAGCUCAAGAGCCGCGUUGAGACGUGGCUCAGAUCGCGAGCUCGAAGCCUUGCUGAGGCCAAGAGAAGAGUGCUUGAGUCCAUUAUGAGCCGGCUUAUCCCUUUGCUGGCACAUCAUCCCGAUUACAGCUCAGACGUCAAUGAUCUGGCCGACUUUGCAAAUUACUUCUUGUUCUACCUCAACACAUGCGCGACCGAGGAGAACAUCUCCCUGAUUUACAAGUACGCUGAGCGCGUCAAGCAGACCCGGGACGCUAUCACGCCCGAGGCCAGCGAGAGGCUGUAUGUGUUGUCGGAUCUCGCAACUGCGGUAACCCGCAAGUGGCAAGAGAAGAAGAAUUGGGUCUUUCAGGCUUAUCCAGCCAAGGUCGGCAUGCCUCAAGGGCUCGUCCAGGCCUUGACAUCAAACGAGGAAGCCAGAGAGAUUGCAAAGAAGCAAUACAUCCCAGAUGAGCUGGAUGAAAAGCUUGAUGACCUCAUCAGAGCUCUCGAUCGUAAGAAGAAGCGAAAGUCUAUGAGUGAAAGGCAAGAUCCACCAGCAAAGAGGGUGAGGACACAGUCCAAGGCGGCGAGCAGGGAGAAGAAGCCCAAGACUCCCAAGGCAAAGAAGGUAUCAAAGUCUAGGAAGCCUCGGCCAUCUAGAGACUCACCGCCGCCUUCGGAGCGCCGUCGCAGUGGUCGAGCUCACAAGGUGUCGAUCUACACGGAGCGAGACGAUGAUGAAGAUGAGGCCGAGAUGCUGGAGGGUGUUGCCGAAUGGCAGUAUGAGGGCGACAGCAACGGCAGCGGAGACGAUAGUGAGGCCGGCUCAGACGCUGAGUCGGAGCUUUCUGAUGCCCCUUCAGAGAAGCAAGCUGAGGAGAGUGGCGCAGAAUCAGACAAGGAGGAGCCUGAAAAGGAGGAUGACGAUGACAACGAAACCCCUGAAAUGGAGGUGGAUGAGCCCGAACCACCAAAGUCUAACGGACGAAAGACGGCCACUCUCGCGUCAAGGACCAAAGCUGCUGCCAAACCAGCUGUCAAGGCUAGUGUCCUUACCGAGGCGAAGCGUCCAACACGGUCGACGAGGAGUCGACGAGGCAAGGAGUCGGCCGAGAUGGAUGUCGACGAUGACGAAGAGGAGUAA
Messenger RNA from Fusarium vanettenii 77-13-4, 4431 nucleotides. RefSeq lists its product as uncharacterized. The transcript has 3 exons. The record is from RefSeq and is a predicted model, not a curated record. NCBI's taxonomy places the organism in Eukaryota, Fungi, Ascomycota, Sordariomycetes, Hypocreales, Nectriaceae. Gene Ontology annotation, cellular component: nucleus; chromatin. Gene Ontology annotation, biological process: mitotic sister chromatid cohesion; DNA repair. Bases 1 to 4431 code for a protein of 1476 amino acids.